Messenger RNA from Quercus lobata, 1945 nucleotides. RefSeq names its product fatty acyl-CoA reductase 2-like. Gene Ontology annotation, molecular function: alcohol-forming very long-chain fatty acyl-CoA reductase (NADP+) activity. The transcript is spliced from 9 exons. Gene Ontology annotation, biological process: long-chain fatty-acyl-CoA metabolic process; suberin biosynthetic process. Lineage: Eukaryota; Viridiplantae; Streptophyta; Magnoliopsida; Fagales; Fagaceae. The record is from RefSeq and is a predicted model, not a curated record. The coding region runs from base 99 to 1817 and encodes 572 amino acids. Gene Ontology annotation, cellular component: intracellular membrane-bounded organelle.
UAGUUAUAUAUAAAGAGGCCCCGAGCUUCUCCAUUGUAUAGAACAUAAGGUACAUCUAAAUUAAGCAACUUACUGAGGUAGUCUUUUGAAAAAUUAUAAUGAGUUUUCUCCAAAGUUUCGUGUCCACGGCAUCUGUGCCUUAUAAAUCCUAUUCUCGAUCUCUCACCAGUACUCAUGCAAUCCCUUAUGGUACUUCAAUCCCUGUCCUCACUACCACAAAAAGUUAUCAUUGCUACCAUCACUACAAUAGUACCAGAACUUCUGCAACUGGAAGAACUUUUAGAGUGGUUUGUUGCGAAAACAAAGAAAAUGCCGGAGGUGAUAGUAUUGGCAUUGUUAGUUAUCUUCAAGGCAAGAACUAUCUUAUCACAGGCGCAACUGGAUUUCUAGCCAAAGCUUUUAUUGAGAAGAUGUUACGUACAGUGCCUGAUGUGGGGAGAAUCUUUCUGUUGAUCAAGGCAAAGAAUAAAGAAGCUGCUAUCCACAGACUUAAAACUGAAAUUUUAGAGUCGGAACUUUUCAAAUGCUUGGAACAAAUGCAUGGGAAAUCCUUCAAGGCUUUCAUGAUGAGGAAGCUGGUUCCAGUAGCUGGGAAUGUUUGUGAAUCCAAUCUGGGGAUGGAUCCCUAUACAGCUAAUGAAAUCGCAAAGGAAGUUGAUGUGAUCAUAAAUUCAGCCGCCAAUACAACUUUAGACGAAAGGUAUGAUGUUGCUCUCAACACCAACACAAGAGGACCUUCUCGACUCCUAGGUUUUGCAAAGAAGUGCAAAAAACUUAGCCUUUUCUUGCAUGUAUCAACUGCAUAUGUCAAUGGGGAGAGACAAGGAUUAAUUAUGGAGAAACCUUUCCACAUAGGACAGACAAUAGCAGAGGAAAGUGCCACCUCGGAAACCCUUCCAAAAUCUAUCCCAGUGUUGGAUAUCAUUGCUGAAAUAGAGUUGGCUUCAGAUUUGAAAUUAUUUGUGCAUGAAAAUGUUGUUGCUCAAAAGAUGAAAGAAUUGGGUUUGCAAAGAGCAAAAAUCUUUGGAUGGCAAAACACUUAUUUGUUCACCAAGGCCAUGGGAGAGAUGCUAUUAAAUGGCAUGAGAGGAGAUAUUCCACUAGUCAUCAUCCGCCCAAGUGUAAUUGAGAGCUCCAUCAAAGAGCCUUUCCCAGGAUGGAUACAGGGAAGCAGAGUGUUGGAUCCAUUGAUCUUAUCCUAUGGUAAAGGCUGGCUCCCAGGAUUUCUUGGAGACCCAAAAACAGUUAUAGACGUGGUUCCUUUGGACAUGGUUGUCAACGCGUCCAUAGCAGCCAUAGCAAAGCAUGGGAUAGCUGCGAAACCUGAAUUAAAUGUCUACCACGUUGGGUCAUCUGCUGUAAACCCGCUUUUGGUUCAUGAUUUAUUCAAGUUUUCUUGCAACCACUUCACUUGUUCUCCAUUAAUGAACUCGGAAAGGACAAACAUACGCAUCAAUGAAAUGAAGUUUUUCAAUUCAAUGGACAAUUUCGCCUCAUACAUUUCGGAUGAAAUAGUUCAAAGAAGUGGACUAAUGGAUACAACCAUUACAGACUCCAAGUUGCGAGGCAAGCUGGAAAUAAAACGCAAGAAGAUAGUGGAGCAUGUUGUUCACUUGGCUAAAAUUUAUGAGCCAUAUAUGUUCUAUAGGGGAAGGUUUGACAAUCAAAAUACCCAGAAAUUGAUGGAAGGCAUGUCAUUGGAAGAGAUGAGGGACUUCGGAUUCAACGUAGGCAGCAUAAACUGGGAGGAUUACAUAUUGAAUGUUCAUAUUCCAGGUUUUAGAAGGCAUGUAUUGAAAGGAAGACUUGUAUUCUAAUAUUUAUUCUUUUGUUACCAGGAUCCCCAUACCUUGAUAGGGUGUUGGGGAUUCUUGCAUUUGCGUUUAUUGUACCACUUGAAUAUUGUCCAGAGAAGACUAUGAAGUCUGUGAUACGUGCAUUAUCA